Molecule: messenger RNA, 3815 nt
Organism: Entelurus aequoreus (snake pipefish)
Lineage: Eukaryota; Metazoa; Chordata; Actinopteri; Syngnathiformes; Syngnathidae
Product: leucine-rich repeat and transmembrane domain-containing protein 2-like
Exons: 4
Coding region: 172-1362 (396 amino acids)
Molecular function (GO): protein binding
Source: RefSeq, a predicted model, not a curated record
AGCUGUUAAGGAUGCAGACUUGUUAGGACACUUCACAUCCUUGAGGAGCGGACAGAAGGAUGUGAUGCAGAUAAACAAGACGACUGACUAUUUGGAGGCUGCAGCAGCUCAGCACAUGGUUCUGUACAAGUGAACUGUGUCGGGAUCGGCGGUAGAAUCCAUGUGGCCGACAUGAGGCAGGUGGACCAGGAACGGCACAACCUCCACGAGAGUCUUGCUGGCGCAGUCACAUCCACUCUGGUACUGGUUCUGCUCGGGUCAGUCCGCUGCUGUCCCGGCGUCUGCACCUGUGAUCGUAACACCACCGAUUGCUCCGCUCUGGGCCUGAUUUCUCUGACCCCUCUCCUGCCACUGCUUGACCAGGACUCUGAGACCCUGUACCUGGCCCAGAACAACCUCUCUUUCCUGGCUGCUGUGGACUUGGCUAACCUCAGCAGCCUGGAGAUCUUGGAUCUUUCCCAGAACCACUUUUUCACCCUGCAAUCGGGAGUCUUCUCAGGCCUGAGCGGCCUGCGGUGGCUCAAUCUGUCCGCCAACUUCCUCGGAAGGCACCUCGCCACCCCAGAUGUCAACCGCAGUAAAGAGGCGGAGCAAAAUCUAAACAGAAGCCGUGGGGGCGUCAGCCUGAGCAAGGAGGUCUUCCGGGGGCUGUUGUGGCUGCGAGGACUCGACCUGUCCUCCAAUGGCCUCUACUGGCUGCCCACGGGCCUGCUGGAUGGACUCCAGAGACUAACUUGGUUGUCGCUGGCCAGGAAUCGGCUCGCGGUGCUGGAGAGGGCAACCUUUGAGCCUCUGGUGGGGCUUCAGCAGCUCCUCCUGGCUGGGAACCCCUGGGAAUGUAAUUGCAAGCUAUGGAACUUCAAGCACUGGGUGGAGUGGAUGAUCUACAGAGACGGUCUGGUCGACACGAUAACGUGCAGCUUUCCCAGGAAACUGAUCGCCAGGAACAUCCGCAACGUGCCGGCCGAGAUGUUCGAGCACUGCGUGCAGAGCGUCGCCAAGGAAGUCACACCCGGCGGCGGCAUCCGACCCCUCUGUCCGCCGGGUCGUAUCAGCGGCAACGACGAGUGCGUCCGCCAGCGCUACCGUCCGGUUAGCGUCCGCCGAGCGCAAGUGACGCAAAUCGUGGCGGGUGUAGUGUGCGGCACGGUGUGCGUCAUGAUGGUGGUGGCGGCAACGUACGGCUGCGUCUACGCCUCGCUGAUGGCUCGCUACCAGAGGGAGCUGAAGAAGCGAGGGCCGCCUCUGAUGGCUGAGGGCGUGGCAGACGACCUGGGAGACGCGCAAUCCCCGACGACGCCAGAGGAGGCGCCGCCUAAAGAGGCCUGCGUGGUGUACGGGUACCGCAUCAGCAGUUUCUGACGGGUCCAGCACAGAUCUUUGAAACUUCCAACGACCCAAACACCACGACCCUUGCAUUCAUUUUUCCUCUGCAGUCUCUUUGUGACCAACCGAUGCUCAAGUGUGACACUUCUUAUUCAUGUCCUCGGUCCUCCUGUUGGAUCAUCUCCAUAGCAACGUCACCUGACCUCGCUGAGACGCCGUUUUCUCAUCCUGCAGUCCUACUGCCACCUACAGGCCACACUGAGCAACUACCUAAUGUCUCGUUUAAGUGUGUAAUAGAAGUAGAUUUACAUGGUGUGAGGGCCAAAUGGGACAGCAAUAAAUAAAUACAUCUUCAAUUACCUAAAUGUGUCAUUAAUUAAAAUAAAAAAUUUUUUUUUUAAUGUGUUAUUACAUUUGUACCUCUUUAAAACCCUUGAACCUUGAAAUUAUUGUAAAAUUAUUUAUUCAAUUAUCUACCCCAGUUCAGGGGUGCUGGUAUGAUAUUGGAAAUCUGAUAUCAUUGUAGAAGGCUUGAUCAUUUGAAAUAGUCAAACAGAGAAAAAGGUAAGUACAAAAAACACUAACCUAUUUAUUAUUCACCUUCUGGAAUGGACUUAUACUGUCUUUAAGUUGAAGUGAAGUGGUAAUUGUUUUUUGGGGGGACAUCUAGUGGUCACAAUAAUUAAUCUCAUGACAUAGUAGGUGGAGUGAUGCGGACACGUUUGUUACUGGAUACAAUUUUAAUACGGUGCUGCCUUGGAUACUUUGUAUGUGUCAUAAAUAUUGUUUAUAUUUAAAAAUGUCAUGAUGAUUCCCGGGCGCGGCACCGCUGCUGCCCACUGCUCCCCUCACCUCCCAGGGGGUGAUCAAGGGGAUGGGUCAAAUGCAGAGGACAAAUUUCACCACACCUUGUGUGUGUGUGACAAUCAUUGGUACUUUAACUUAACUUAACUUAAUUUAGACUGCAAUGUUUAAUUAAGGACACAAAUUACGGAUGGAUAGCUUGCGCUAAUCCGAUAAUUGUUGUUUUGCCCGUAUCGGAUCGAUAUCGGAUUUCAAUAUCAUACCGGGACACCGCUAGUUAUUACCAUCAAAUUUAAGCUUUUUCUCAUUACAAUAUGUCUUUUUCAUUGUUACUUUUUUUGACUUUAUUUCAACCAUAUAAUGCCACACUUUAGACCGCUGGCCUAGUUUAGUUUUUAGGUAAAUGACUGAUUUUCUGUAUUUAUUGCUUUUUUGUAUAUUUACUUUCAUUGCUUAUUGUUUAUUUGAGUUUGUAGAAGAGUGCUUCUAAAUAAAAUGAAUUAUUAUUAUAAUAGAAUCAAAUGCAGCUGCACAUAGGUUCAAGAAAAUAACAAUUACAUAAGUAAUUAAAUAGUGACAAAUUCAAAACCUGAAAUAAAUAAAUAUUGAAAUAAUAAAAAAUGGAAUAAUUUAAUUAUGUAAUAAUUAAAUAAAUAAUUAAAUAGUGAAAUAAUUAAAACAUGAAAUAAUUUAAUAAUAAAAUAAUUAAAACAUGAAAAAAUUAAAUUAUUUAAUAAUUAAAUAGUGAAAUAAUUAAAACAUGAAAUCAUUUAAUAGUAAAACAAUUGAAACAUGAAAAAAUGUAAUUAUGUAAUAAUUAAAUAGUGAAAUAAUUAAAACAUGUAAUAAUUAUACGUAUGUUGUAAUAAAUAAGUAAUUAAAUGGUGAAAUAUUUAAAACAUUAAAUAAUUCAAUUAAAUUAUUAACCAAGUAAUUAAAUAGUGAAAUAACAAAAACAGGAAAUAAUUUAAUUGUGAAAUAAUUGAAACAUAAAAUAAUUAAAUUAUGUAAUACUUAUAUUAUUAAUUAAAUAGUAAAACAAUUAAAACAUGAAAUAAUUAAAUUAUGUAAUAAUCAAAUAAGUAAUUAAAUAGUAAAAUAAUCACAACAUGGAAUAAUAAAAUUGUGAAAUAAUUAAGUAAUUUUUUAUAUACGAUUUAUUUAGGAUUUUAAAUUUUACAACAACAGAUACACAGCAAUAUUGAAAUGUUGGCAAUGUAAAGGCCCACAAAACACCACACAAAACAGUGGGAAGGAAACAAACAAGACAAUAAAUAAGUAUUUUUGUAUAGAAUUAAUUGCAUUGUUAAAUAAAUAUAAUUACGUAUAAAUUAAAUUAAUGAAUUAAUUGUAUUUAAUUUAAAUUGUAAUUAAUUAAUGGUGCAUUUAAGUAUUGAUUUAAAGAUUGAUUUAUUUCAUCGUGUCCCAUUAGGCCCUGUCCACAUGUCAUGUGAGAAGCACACCUCAAACGCUCGUCAUGAAUAUGGACUUUGUUAAUAAACUAUUUGUGAAACAUAAUUUUUCAUGUCUGUCCUGUGUCGUUUAAACAAAAGUUCAACUGACCUCCGGCGAUGGCGGUCUUCCCUUGUGCUGACACGGUUACGGCGGUAGUGGCGAUCGCGUACUUCACGCCUAAGGACGACAACAACAGCGCUUCACACAACGACAACAACAACAAACACUGA